UUUAAAAGUAGUAAAUACCACAGACUACAGAACAGUAUUCUGUGGUGAAUACUGUAAACUGUAACAAGUGUGUAAAAAGCUGCUAAAGCUGUAUCGAAGUCGAUAUAUAAACUAAAGUUCAAAUCUACAUAAUAGACUAGAAGUAAUAGUUAUGGAAAACUAUAGGAAAGGAAAAAACAAUGAAGAACCUUUAGAAAGGAAUAAAAUCCCAAUUGAAAAUCUUCCAGAAAAUUUUUUAUGGAUGCAGGUACGAGGAGGCAGCAAAAUCAGAAACCUUCUCACUCACGCCCUCAAUGAAUUUCCUAAAAUAAAACAUGUAGUAUGGACAGGAUUUGGACCAUCUGUUGGAAAAUGUAUUACAUGUGCAGAAAUCAUGAAACGGGAAUGUAACAAUUCCCUUCACCAAAUAACUAGACUGUGCUAUAGAAGUGUCCAUGAAUAUUGGGAUCCCUUACUUCCAGAACUUGACCAAUUAGUGGUUAAACGCAAGUUACCAAUGAUACAUAUAUAUCUGUCUGAAACGCCAAUUGAUACUGAGGAAUUAGGGUACCAAGCUCCAGGGGUUUACAUUCCACAGAAAUCAAAGAACAGCAGUUCUUUCAAGAGUAUAAAACCAAAUGACAAAAAAUUUAAAAACUCAACUCCUAAAAGACAAGAAAGUAGACAAAACAAUUCAAGCAAUUUAACAGCUGGUAGCAAUACUGUGAAUGGAAUAAAUGAUAGAUAGAAUUGAAAAAUUAA
This is a messenger RNA of Leptinotarsa decemlineata (Colorado potato beetle), 741 nucleotides long. Its product is annotated as ribonuclease P protein subunit Rpp25. Lineage: Eukaryota; Metazoa; Arthropoda; Insecta; Coleoptera; Chrysomelidae. Gene Ontology annotation, molecular function: RNA binding. The record is from RefSeq and is a predicted model, not a curated record. Gene Ontology annotation, biological process: tRNA 5'-leader removal. Gene Ontology annotation, cellular component: ribonuclease MRP complex.